AUGUCUAUUUCAUCCUUUCUGUCGUUCUCCCAUUCCAUCAACGACUUCAACGCUACAACUGCGAAGGCCAGGCUGCCAGUGAGCGCUCGACUGCCUGCCAGGCUCGACGGCGACUGGCAGAAAUUCGUCGACCACAUGCUGAAGAGUUGGGAUGACAUCACACGCUGCCGUACUAGCGCAUGCGCCUUCGUCGAGCGCCACAUGCAACUCAGUGUGGCGGAUCCAUCAUUCUCCAUUGCGACAACGUUCUCAUACGCGACAUAUGUAUGCGGUGGCGUCUCCCUCGUGCUGUGUAUGGCGAUGAGAAGACACAUCGAGUUCAUUCGCCGCAAUCACGAGUCCCGAUGGAACUGGCACUCGGUCACUGAACGCAACGCUGAAUCCCCGUUUAUUGCGACAUCUACAUUGCUCGUGGCUCCCAUUGCUUGGAUAAACUGGUCCUAUGUCUCUUUCGGGAUGUUCGCGAUUAGUCUUCUGUGGUGCCUCCUGUCAUCCGGCAGCAUGUCUACGUACGUGGCGGACGCCAUACUCGACUCGCGGGGCAUAAAUCCCACGUCCGAAGGGAAUGUAGGCUCUACAGCAGCAGCCACUCAAGGCGUACCUGUUUCUGCUCUUGCUUGUGCCCUGAUUAUUGUCAUUGGUGCGACAGGGCUCGUGCACACGGCAUUCAUCUUGGUGCACUUCUAUCAGCUUGGCUACCCUCCUCCACGUGCGACAAGGUCACGCACGAGGAAAGCCGCCUCUCGAUCGCGCUCUCGUCACUCAGAAGGAUCCAUCUAUGAGGAACCCAAAGAUGACAUCAACUCUACCUCUUCUACGGUGUAA
Messenger RNA from Phanerochaete carnosa HHB-10118-sp, 825 nucleotides. RefSeq lists its product as uncharacterized. The transcript is spliced from 4 exons. NCBI's taxonomy places the organism in Eukaryota, Fungi, Basidiomycota, Agaricomycetes, Polyporales, Phanerochaetaceae. The record is from RefSeq and is a predicted model, not a curated record. Bases 1 to 825 code for a protein of 274 amino acids.